AUGCGUUUUGGGACUUGGAACAUUGGCUCUUUGACAGGGAGAUUAGUUGAAGUAGUAGAGGUUAUGAGAAGGAGGAGAAUUAACAUAGUAUGUUUGAAGGAGACUAAGUGGGUUGGAAACAAGGCAAGAGAAAUAGCUCUAUGGGGUUAUAAGCUUUGGUAUUCGGGAAAAACUAGGGGUAGGAAUGGGAUAGGGAAUGAAGUUGUAACUAUUGUGAGUGCCUAUGCACCACAAGCAGGACUAGAUGCUUCAACUAGACAAGAAUUUUGGGAGUAUUUAGAAGAAGUGGUGCAACGUGUCCCUAAAAGUGAGAAACUGAUCAUUGGUGGGGAUCUCAACGGACAUGUAGGCUCGAGUCGCGAUGGAUUUGAAAGAAUUCAUGGUGGUUUUGGGUAUAGGGAUCAGAAUGAAGCGGGAAACGCUAUUUUGGAUUUUUCAUUGGCAUAUGACUUGGGUAUAAUGAAAACAUGGUUUGAGAAACGAGAAUCUCACCUAGUAACCUAUAGGAGUGGAGAUAAUACGAGUCAGAUUGACUUAUUUUUAGUAAGGAAUGCUUUGAGACAGUGCUACACCAAUUGUAAGGUGAUUCCAGGUGAGAGUAUAACAACCCAACAUAGACUUGUGGUACUUGAUUUUUGA
This is a messenger RNA of Spinacia oleracea (spinach), 639 nucleotides long. RefSeq lists its product as uncharacterized. Gene Ontology annotation, molecular function: catalytic activity. The transcript has 2 exons. Lineage: Eukaryota; Viridiplantae; Streptophyta; Magnoliopsida; Caryophyllales; Amaranthaceae. The coding region runs from base 1 to 639 and encodes 212 amino acids. The record is from RefSeq and is a predicted model, not a curated record.